Messenger RNA from Zygotorulaspora mrakii, 1056 nucleotides. RefSeq names its product glutathione peroxidase (gene URE2). The coding region runs from base 1 to 1056 and encodes 351 amino acids. Gene Ontology annotation, biological process: regulation of nitrogen utilization. Lineage: Eukaryota; Fungi; Ascomycota; Saccharomycetes; Saccharomycetales; Saccharomycetaceae. Gene Ontology annotation, molecular function: transcription corepressor activity. The transcript has a single exon. The record is from RefSeq and is a predicted model, not a curated record.
AUGAAUGUGAACAGCAAUAAUAAUAACUCUAAUGUAUCGAACCUUUCAAGUGCUCUCCGCCAGGUCAAUUUAGGAAACAGUAAUACAACAACCGAUCAGAGCAAUAUCAAUUUUGAACUUUCCAAUGGAAUAAGCGAUGACAAAAUGAGUCCCAAUGAUAGUAAUACAAUUAACAAUAAUAUGAAUAACGGAAUGCAACGGCAAAGACAAAGUGAUAUGCAAGCUGAGCAACUCUCUCAACAGAUACAGCAACAACAAGCAUUUUCAAACAUGGGACCAGUAGAUAAUUCAAGGAUUAGAAAAUUUUUUCAAAACCAACCAAUGGAAGGUUACACCUUGUUUUCCCAUAGGUCUGCUCCCAAUGGUUUUAAAGUUGCCAUUGUAUUGAGUGAAUUAGGCCUGCCUUACAAUACGUUCUUUCUAGAUUUUAACGCUGGAGAACACAGAGCACCCGAAUUUGUUACAGUAAACCCAAACGCAAGAGUUCCAGCAUUAAUUGAUCAUAACAUGGAAAAUCUAGCAAUAUGGGAGUCUGGUGCUAUUUUACAACAUUUAGUUAAUAAGUACUUCAAAGAAACAGGAAGGGCAUCACUUUGGUCAGAUAAUUUGGCAGAUCAAUCUCAAAUUAAUGCUUGGUUAUUCUUUCAGACUUCUGGCCACGCUCCAAUGAUUGGCCAAGCACUACACUUUAGGUACUUUCACUCUCAAAAGAUUGGCAGUGCCGUUGAGAGGUAUACUGAGGAAGUGAGAAGAGUCUAUGGGGUUGUAGAAAUGGCUUUAGCCGAAAGAAGAGAAGCUUUAAUCAUGGAGCUCGAUACCGAAAAUGCAGCUGCCUACUCAGCAGGUACCACACCGCUCUCACAGAGCCGAUUCUUCGACUAUCCUGUAUGGCUGGUUGGUGAAAGUAUAACAAUAGCAGAUCUGGCGUUCGUUCCUUGGAAUAACGUAGUGGAUAGGAUUGGAAUCAAUAUUAGAGUUGAAUUCCCAGAGGUUUAUAAAUGGACAAAACAAAUGAUGAGGAGGCCAGCUGUUAUUAAAGCUCUGCGUGGUGAAUAA